Molecule: messenger RNA, 7660 nt
Organism: Nothobranchius furzeri (turquoise killifish)
Lineage: Eukaryota; Metazoa; Chordata; Actinopteri; Cyprinodontiformes; Nothobranchiidae
Product: carbohydrate sulfotransferase 8
Biological process (GO): carbohydrate biosynthetic process; proteoglycan biosynthetic process
Cellular component (GO): membrane
Molecular function (GO): sulfotransferase activity
Source: RefSeq, a predicted model, not a curated record
AUCAAACUUAAAGCGUUUCUGUGUGUGUGUGUGUGAGUGUGUGUGUGCGUAUGUGUGUGUGUGCGCGCGCGCGGUGCCGUUCAGCGGUGAACUUCCAUCAUCUCCACAAAGCAAAGAGGUAGCUGUCCGUGGUGCUGAAACAACGAGCUCAACUAGUGAAGAAGAGGAGGAGGAGGAGGAGCGCUUCUCUUCGUCACCACUUUGGGAGCUUCAUGGUGGAUUUAGGAGCCCUCCUCAGAAGUUACCAUCUGCGCACCUUGCUGUGCGGCAUCAUGGUGUGGAUGAAGGCGAAGCUGACGAAGGAUUCCCUGUUUGGACCGGCACGGAGGCUGCCCUGCUUCUUCUGGUUCGUCCUGCUGUUUGGUGUUGGAGGUCUGCUUCUCUUCAUCCACCAGGAGGAUCUGUCAGAGAUGGUCCUGCAGCAAGACCCCGGAGUCAGGCUUGGAGGCCCGCCGCAGCACUCCAGAGAGGGUCCCUCCAACCAGGAUCCAGAGAAGAAAUGCAGCAGGGAUCAAAGUUCAGAAGCCAGCCCCAUCGCCCCGAUGCAGCGGCCAAACUUUGAGAAGAUCAAACAGAAGGACACAACUGUGGCCCAGGAGCCGGACAUAGGCUCCCCCCAAAUCACCAAAAGACAGCGCAAACUGCUGAAAACCAGCCACUUGAACCUUCACUCCAAAGGUGGGGUUCCCUUGCCUUCCUCUGCAGUGUCCUCCUCCAUCAAGUCCAGUUCUACUCAGCAGGAAAACCUGGAAAAGCUACAGAGUGUCAUCGAGACGCGGAAGCAUCUGAUGAAGGAGAUGUGUGCCAAAUACAAAGGCAGCAUCUCAAAGACGAUCACACCUGAUCACGUCAAACAGAUCUUCGUGGAGGACAGGAACAAGCUGCUGUACUGCUCCGUGCCCAAAUCUGGCUGCUCCAACUGGAAGAGGACCUUGAUGGUGCUGUCGGGCCAGGCGUCCAACGCCGAAAACAUCCAGCACGACAUGGUCCACUACGGCGGGCACAUCAAGACGCUCAACAUGUUCAACCAAAAAGAAAUCAUGCAUCGUCUGGAGACCUACACUAAGUUCAUGUUCGUCCGCGAACCCCUGGAGAGAAUCGUGUCGGCCUACAGGGACAAGUUCGAGAAUCCCAACGAGUACUACCACAACCUGUUUGGGAAACCCAUCAUAUCCAAAUACAGGGUGAUGCCAUCGGAAGAGGCCCUCAAAACGGGCAACGGGGUCACGUUCGAAGAGUUUAUCCGCUACCUGUUGGACGUCCACCGGCCAGUGGGGAUGGACAUCCACUGGGAGCAGGCUAACCAGCUCUGCCACCCUUGUCUCAUCCACUACAACCUCAUCGGGAAGUUUGAGAACAUGGAGGAAGAGUCCAACUUCCUCCUGCGGACGAUCGGGGCGCCGCCGAGCCUCAUGCUGCCUAGUUUUAAAGACAGGAACCCAAAGGACGCACGGACCUCUAAGCAGAUCACAGAAAAGUACUUUUCACAGGUGACCAUGAUGGAGCGGCAGCGAGUGUACGACUUCUACUACAUGGACUACCUGAUGUUUAACUACUCCAAGCCCUUCAGUGAUCUUUAUUGAUGGACUCAUGUCACGGUUCUUCAACCAGUCACAUUCCACCAUGUCUACAUUUCCACCAUGAUGAUAACCAUAACACACACACACACACACACACACACGCUUACCUGGCUCUCAGUAGAGGUGCUCAACAAGACCAAAUUUCUACUUUUAACAAAAUUUUUGCCAGAUUUCUGUUUUUCUUUUUUCUUCUUCGAAAUAACUUUAUUCUAGAGAACAAUCACGUUAAUUACACGUACCACAAAACAAAAGAAAAAUGGUGUUUAGUUGAUUAUUUCUGUGAUGCAAAAAAGAUUUUGGACAAAAAAUCUGAAAUCACUGGAAAGCCGGAUUAGUCAGCCAUCGUUAUGAGGUUGAACUUGUAAUGGAAUUAACUGGAUCUUCUGUUGGGAUUCACUCUUCUUCCGGGCUUUUGGAGCUACCAGUGUGUUCCAGGUCCCAGGUGGAUGCAUGGCUCCUGAUGGACAGCUUUGGGUGACGAGUGAGGUGCUUUCCACAGAAAAAUGAGACUUAAGGCCCAAUCCCAAUACUCCCACUGCACCCUAAGGGCUUCUGGGAAGUUCACUCGGAGGAAAUGUGCAGUAAGCCUUCGCGUCCCAGGAAUCUGGUCGCUGUGCUACUUUAAAAAAAACUUUAUUAACAACUUUAAAAGCCAGACAAUUAUUUGAAAUACAUUAGCAUUCAUUUCUGCUUUGCCUAAAACAUUCUGAGCAUCAGUCGUCCUGAAAUGAGCAACUUUCAUUUGAAAAUACACAUUUUCAGAAAAGGCAUUUGAGUCUUUUCUCCCGCAGCAAAGGAUUGUGGGCAAUACCUGCAUUGAUGCGGACUUGGGUGAAGUGCGGAUCAAGGGUGCAAAAGGGGUGUGGUCAACUUCUGCGCUUGAGAAUCGGGUCAUCCUACGCACUCGCACCCCUGACCGGGACCGUGGAAUUGAGGGGCGCGAGUUUGGAAGUGUGAGUGUUGGCAUUGGACCUAAACUAGAGACAAAAGACGUUUGCACACACACACACACACACACACACACACACACACACACUCACACACACACUGCUUUCUCCUCUGAGCAGCUCCACAGAGCAUCUGGCUGUCGGCCCACUGGGGUGAGAGCUCCAAUGCAGGGGACAGGGACGCACACACACACACACACACACACACAAACACACACACACACACAGAACUCUCUCUCUCUUCUGCCCUUCUCACUGAGCGGCAAGUCUGUGCUACAGAGAAGUUUACUGAACAGCACCCCCCGCUGGCUGAUUUCACCCACCAACUGGAGGCAGUAUGCCUAAUUUCAGCCGGCCAAUCAGUCUGUAGCGUCACCUCGGUCCCGGUCGGACCGCUGGGGAGGAAGUCUGACAAAAAGAGUCGCCUCGGACUGAACAACGCAUAUCUGACCCAUGUGUGAAACCAAAUUCUGGUUCCGUACCGGUCCCGUACCCGGCCGUGCAGAUGCUAAUGCGUAAGUGCCAUGACAUCAGUAAGAGGAGUCGUGAUGUUGGCAAGCAUAAGGGGGAGGGGCCAAACUCCACUAGUCCCCCACGGGUCGUCCAAACCAAAACCAAAUGAUGAAUAUUGGUUUUUUUUUUCUUAUAUUUGUGCGAAAGUGAAAUCAGGAGAAUGCUGCAAGGCCUUAUGGGAUGUUUUUGGGUGGUGCUACUCACAUGUUAGGCUGUUCUGCUCCUUCCAGUGAAGCCCAUUCUAGCUCUGAAUACGAGAGGCUAAUCAGGCUUUUCAGUGAUGUGAGAUUUCUUUCACAGAAACGUCACGACAAGGAAAUAAAACCUAUUUUUUAACCUUUAGUUUUAACUUUAUCAUGCUCUCAAAAACAUAUUUAUUCUGUAUUAAAAUGUAAGAAGUUUGUUUACUCUAAUCGGACUUAAUGUAGCUCACGUUUAGGGACCAGUUGGCUAAAGGUGUAAAAUCAGCUCAGAUCUAAUGAAUCUACACCCUUCUGCAUACCUUCUGAGUUCCCGACCCCAGUUUGUUCAGUUUGUUUAUCAUCUGAAACCAUUUGACUCACAUCAGUAUUACCUCUGUGUGCCAGUGCAUAUAAUACAGCUCAUCUGUGUAAACGGCUUUAUUAGAUAUAUAAACAAUGCCAGAGUGAAGCUCUAAGGAGAGAAUAACGUGUUAAAAGUGCUGCCCGUUCAAGAGCUGUGUGCACUUAUUGUAGCAUUUUUUUAUAUUUCUUACAUUAAAACUAAAAUGUGUAGUCGAACACACACACACACACACACAGGCUGCAGGUCCUUCCUGACAAAGUAUUUUACAGGAUUUUUUUUCCAUUUAGGUGUUUUUUUUGUGUCUAAAUUAUGAACAAUUCCUCUGACAUGUUGUAGGUAGUUUUCUGAAUAGCCUCUGUUCAGAAAAUGGAGAUUAGGUUCUUCUGGACUGAUGAAGGUUGACUUGGACUAGCCUUUAGCUUGUUAGCAGGUCCACGUGCUGCCAGUUAUGCUGCUGCUUUAAAGACCAAGUUCACUUGUUUUUAUCACAGGGCUGCCAACUCAUACACAUCUGACCCCACGCCACACCCCUAGUUUCUCACACUGAGUGCGUUUACAUGCAGCCAGUAACCCUUUUAAAACCCGAAUAUUCACAAUAACCCGGUUCCGCACGGCCAUGUAAACACCGCCAAAAACCCGGAUAUGCUCAUAACCGGGUUUUACCCGGUUACUACACCUGGGGUAACCCUUUUCUAACCCGAAUGUUUGGUCGUGUAAACGCAUACCGGGAUAUCCCCAUCAAAGCGUGUGUUCUGCGCAUGCUCUGUUUGCAAGGAAUCUUGGUCUUUUGAGUAGCGAGACGUCUUGUAUGCGCCAGAACACCGGAAGUAAACAACAAGUUGGGAGCAAGAUGGCGAGUCACGGCACAGCACCACACUUUGAGUGACGAGGAAACUAAAGCGCAAACAAACGCGGUCGCUAUCUCUUCCGAACUGGGAAACAUGUUGUUGUUUUCACGGAUACCGGAACAAGAAGAACCGGAAAUGAUGCAUAUUGCGUCUGGACGUAGUCCAUACGUCCAGACGCGACCCCAACGUCCGCAUUUAAAUCGGGUUAUGCAAGUUAGAGGUAACUCUUUCUAUUUAUGCUUGUAAACGGGUUAUUCUGAUCAACUCAGAAACCCGAAUCCCGACCUUAACCCGAUCAUAACUCGGAUAUUGGCUGCAUGUAAACGUAGUCACUGAAAAACACACCCCAACCCCCUGCCCUCACAGACAGCAGAGGGAGGUUGCCCCCUCUCUGAGGGUAAAAAAAAGCUCUGGCACUUCUGUUUCAGGAAGUAGAAGUGAGCCAGAGCAAAGGUGAGCUCAGGCAGCAGGAUUUGGGGACUUAUUUCCUGAUAUUCUGAGAUCUCUCCUCUGAUUGGCUAAUAGCAAUACCACUGACUCUGUUUGAUGUUUUAUCUCCACAAAUAACACAAGUCUGGAGGAGUUCUGCUGUGUGGUGGAGCUGCUAAUGCUAACCGUUAGCUUCUACUAGCUGAGACACUCUCUGCUGUUUGCUGGAAGCUGAACCAAUAACAGCCGUCCCCGUUGAGUCAAGACGGGUGAGUCCAUAAAUGUUAAGUGACAGUGUGACGUAGAUCUGUCAGGCUUUUCUAAUCCUAUUUUCUAUCAGAAGCUAAUGCAGGAGAUAGGUGUAGGAGACUAUUUUCAUGUUCAGUCUGCAUGAAAAACUCAUUUCAAACUAUUUCUAAAUAACAACAUGGUUUAUCUGUGUGAUUCUGGGCUUUGAACUUGCUGGAGGUCUACACCAGCAUCUAGGUUACCACUCCGUUUAAAACGCAUCUUUUUGUAUCACAGUGCAUAAAUCCAUAGAUGAAGAACAUUCAAGCUCCUUCAUAAUAUGUGUCUAUGUCCAUGGUAAAUGAAUUUUGAUCUGAUGUUUCAUUUUCAGUCGUUAUUUCUUGCAGAAAUAUUAAGAAGUUCCUGCAGGACUUGGCUCCUGGAUUCAGCUGAAGUGCUACACUUAGCCUGACCUGCCAGACUCGCCCUCUGAUAACGAGUCUGGUUACUGAUGAAGGGCGGGACUAGCAAGCUCAAAAAUGACUAAUCAGAUAAAAGGAGGAAAUGCCGACUGUACCUAACAAUGCUGAAGUUUUUAUUUAUUUAUUUAUUUAUUUUUGCUGUAGUCAAAAAUGGCGUCUGGCGACGGCGCAAACAUCUUUUUCAGAAGAAAGGCUUUUAGCGCUUCCUCUUGUCCUGGUAUUAAAGACGUAUCGAAGUCAUUUUGAACGGAGGAAAGAGCUGCAGCGAACUCCGCUUCAGCCACCAUGUUUAUGGCAAGCUCAGCGUUGUGGUGUGUGGCGUACGCUGCUCAGCUCUGAUUGGCUCGGUUAGGGUUCUCAGGGGGUGGGAAUAUUGAAUAGGAGAGUUCCCAGACCCGGAGAGCAGGCUUGUCAGGCUACCAAAACACAUCAAGAUCUGCAGUUCCCAUCGCACCAGACAGGAAGUCAAACCCAAAAUCAGUGUAAAACAUCUGGAAACUUUCAAAAUAAAGGUCACGUGCAGUACAGAAACUCCACUUUUCUGAGCCAAGGCUGUUCAAGAAGCUAUCUAGAAUGGUUACGAUGUGAAUUAUCUUCCCCUUUACCACAGAAACGGACUUAAAAAUGGCUGUAAUAUCUGUUUGAACCCAAGUACACGCAGGGUGCAAAGUGUUUCUCUUUGGUGGUGCUGACUCAGCAGUCAUUCCCCCCUUCCCCGGUAAAAAGUGAAAUCGGUUAGCAAACACAAGAAUGAACAAUUAUUCACAAAAAGAACGAAUUGGUUUAGAUUUUCCUGAUUCGGUGAACAGAAGAAGACGUUCUCGCCGUCUGCAGCUCCUCUGUGCGCCUCACGUGAAACCUCGCUCUGUACAGGCUGCUUCCUCACUACUGGGUAUUGUAUAAUGGGCAUUCAGAUGACUAUAUUUUUCUAUGUAUUUCUAAAAUCUACAUGAAUAUAAAGUAUAUAUUUAGUGCUUCUUGGUGAAGGUAUGUUAACUCUAUUUGAUGUCGUUUAUCUCUCUUUCUAGUGUUCAGUGUGUGUCACAAAGGAGCUUCUUUCCAAAUGAGAAAACCCGCUGGUGGGGAAGUGAAAGUGGCGAUUUAAAAGGAAAACGGACGUUUAAACAUUUGGGGAAAAGCUUUUUUGUUUUUAAUUAUCUCUGAUCUGUUUGGACUCUGCACAGAAAUGAGCUACAUCCCACCCCCCCACCCCCGCCCCUGACCCGUCCUCGCUAACCCAAAACCGUCCAUUACUGAGACGUCUAAAUGAGAUUUUUAGACCUUUUAUACACUAAUCCUGUCACCUUUCCAAGUACGCACCACAGCUACAGUGCUGCUUCACUCCCAGCUCUCUAAUCGAAACAGCUUUUUGUUGUAUUUAUUUUAGUUCAUGCAUCAGAAUGAGGUGCACUGGCAGACCCCCGCUCGUGCACGCUGUUAGAGUUCAGCGGCGAAACGAAACGUGAGCUUUAACGUGACGGAAAUGAGACUCUGAUGAAUUCGGACGAAAGAAAACCUCGUUAAAUUAGCAUCGAGUUUAAAUUGCCUUAAUUACAGCUCGUUGUUGCUGAAGCUUGCAAACGGCUCGUUUAAAACACGAUGAAACUGAAAGAGAAAACCCUUUUUAUUGGGCAAACAAGCUUAAUUUAAUCACCUGUUAAGUAUAAUUCACUGUUUGUGUGAAUGUUUGACGAAAAUGUUACUUAUCUAUAAAAGUGAACAGGAUCAACAGGUGUUAUAAUCAAUCGUAACGGUUUUAAGGGUCCGUCACCCUUUCAUGCUGAUGAUUUCCUGAAUGAAGGGGCUUUGUUGUGUUCAUGCUUGAUGGAAAGUCUCUCGCUGCCCUCCAGAUGCUUACUUUUUUGAGUGUGUGUGUGGGUGUGUGUGUGUGGAACCAAUUUAUCACAAAGCAUAAUCACAGUAACAAGUGAAUGUAUAACCUGUUGUUGGUGCAAACGUGUAGAAAAGAUGAUCUGAAGCCCUUUGCCUUAUUUUACACUGCCUAUCAAAUGGUGUGUUUCAGGAAGACAUUUGUCAGGUGAUUACUUUUGGCUGAUGAGUGUCUACUAAUAAACUGUCUUUUAGCA